Messenger RNA from Papaver somniferum (opium poppy), 935 nucleotides. Its product is annotated as mitochondrial intermembrane space import and assembly protein 40 homolog. Gene Ontology annotation, biological process: protein import into mitochondrial intermembrane space. The transcript has 4 exons. Gene Ontology annotation, cellular component: mitochondrial intermembrane space. The record is from RefSeq and is a predicted model, not a curated record. Bases 130 to 567 code for a protein of 145 amino acids. Gene Ontology annotation, molecular function: protein-disulfide reductase activity. NCBI's taxonomy places the organism in Eukaryota, Viridiplantae, Streptophyta, Magnoliopsida, Ranunculales, Papaveraceae.
UUUCAGUUAAAAAGCACCACCGCGGAGUUUGCUCCAUACUGCACAGUUGAAUAAUUAUUUUGCCCUAGAUUUUUGAAAUUCUUACUGAAAAUUCUUAAAUUGGUUAUGUACUGAUCUUUGUUAGUUAUAAUGGGUCAAGUUCAGAGUAAUGAAUCUGAUGUGAAUCAGAGCAAACCAGAAGAAAAUACUGAGAGCAGCAAUGGUUCAUCAAGUCUUGAAGAUUUAAUUGCAGAAGCAACGGCUUUUGGCGACGAUGAGAAUGAGUCUCUAGAGGCAAAGGCACAGAAAGCACUGGAAUGCCCUUGUGUAGCUGAACUGCGGAGUGGUCCUUGUGGGACCUCAUUCUCGGAGGCCUUUCUCUGUUUCUUGAAAAGUACCGCUGAAGAAAAGGGCUCGGAUUGUGUCAACCCAUUUAUUGCUUUACAAGACUGUAUCAAAGCAAAUCCUAAUGCAUUUGCGAAGGACGUUUUAAACGAAGAUGAUAGCAGUAAGGAAGAGGAAGAACACAGUGAAGAUCACAGAAUCAUCCCGCCUACAUGGGCUAAAGAACAACAAAGCAGGCUCUGAAAGCUAGUCUAUGCUUAUUUGUUGAGCUAUGGACUUUUGUACGGCACAUUUUAUGUCAAUUCCGUCGUGCUAUUAUAACGAAAAGGUCCGUCUAUGGACCAUGGAGUAACGAAAAGGUCCGUCUAUGGACCAUGGAGUCGUGGACACCCUUUUUACUGAAACAACCUCCACUUGAAGUUGUUUAGUAUUUUCAUUGUUGCUGUUCUUGGGCAUGGUUUAGGGUAUUUUGCAAAGACUGAUAAGAAUAAAACUCUUCCUGAUUUGGGGAUCGUUGGAGAGGUUUUAUGUUUUGUAAUGAAAUGAUAAAGUACAAUUAGGAUUGUUAUACCUUCGUAGAAGUUAAAUUGUGAUUUGGUUAUUUGGAAAGA